This is a messenger RNA of Haplochromis burtoni (Burton's mouthbrooder), 1445 nucleotides long. RefSeq names its product interferon-inducible GTPase 5. Gene Ontology annotation, molecular function: GTP binding. The record is from RefSeq and is a predicted model, not a curated record. NCBI's taxonomy places the organism in Eukaryota, Metazoa, Chordata, Actinopteri, Cichliformes, Cichlidae. Gene Ontology annotation, cellular component: membrane.
AGGAAUCAGCAUGGAGGACUUCAUUUCUGGAGUCAAAAAUAAACUGAAGAACAAUAAUGCUGCUGCAGCUGCUGCACAAAUCAAACAAUAUUUAAAAGAACCCAGGAAGAUUCCACUAUAUAUCGCCAUCACAGGAGAAUCUAGUUCUGGUAAAUCCACCUUUAUUAAUGCCUUCAGAGGCAUCGGUGAUGAAGAUGACGGAGCCGCUCCUACUGAUGUUGCAGAAUCCUCAAAGGAUCCUAUACCAUACUUCCAUCCAGACUAUCCCAAUGUUUCCUUAUGGGAUCUUCCUGGAAUUGGCACCCCGAAGUAUCCAGCUGACAAAUACCUGAGGUCUGUUCCAUUUAAGAAGUAUGACUUCUACAUCAUCGUCUCAGCUGAUCAUCUCACAGAAAACGAUGUGAAACUCGCUAAGGAGAUUCAGAGGAUGAUGAAAAAGUUCUACUUUGUUCAUUCAAAGACAGACAAUGACAUAAAUGUUGGGAAAAGAAAGAAAGACUUCACUGCAGAGGGGACUCUGUCAAAAAUCAGAAAAAACUGUGUUGAAGGUCUUCAGAAACAAGGCAUCGAGUGUCCACAGGUCUUCCUGGUGUCCAGCUUUGAGCCUGGCCUGUACGACUUCCCUCUGUUACGUAAGACCCUAGAGAAAGAACUUGAUGUGCAGAGAGAUGCUCUGCUGCUGGACAUGCCCAAAAUCAACCAGGAGAUCAUCAGGAAAAAGAAAGAAGCAUUUCAGUCCAAAAUAAAAUACUACUCUACUCUGUCUGCAGGUGUAGCAGGUGUUCCACUUCCUGGACUUUCUACUGCUGUUGAUAUAAGCAUGAUGGUUAUAGUUGUCAGAGAAUAUGUAGCUGAGUUUGGUCUUGAUAAGCCAUCUCUGGAGAAACUUGCUGCCACCACAGGUGUGUCAUACACUGAUCUGCAGUCUGUCAUUAAAUCAGAACUGGUUAAAGCUCAAGUAACUGCUGAUCUCAUCAUGAAAUUGUUGCUCUCACUUGCAAGCACAGCUGCAUUAAUGGCAGCAGAGGAAGCAACCAGAUGGGUUCCAGUAGUUGGACUUGUAGCAUCAAUGGGCCUCUCUUUCUCCACAACUUCCAAAGCUCUGAAUUAUUUCCUUAAUGAGAUUGCUGAAGAUGCCCAGAGAGUGCUUGAAAAGGCCCUGGGUGGAAUGACCAAUUAAUAGCAUUUAAGUUCAGCGUAAACCCAAGCCUUUUCUGUGUAUACUGUAUUAAAUUGGUUCCAAAUUAUUAAUGGAAAUCACAUUGUUCUUGAUAACGAACCCAGAGUUGUGCAGAGUCUAUGAUGUAAUAUGGUAAAUAGAAGGUGUGUAGAACUGUUCUGUGACGUCACUGCCCUCCAUUGGUCAGGAACUACAACACAAAGAAUACAGAUAUGAACCAUAAUGUUUGUUUUCUGCUUGUUAUUAAUAAACACAAAUGUGUGUA